Hibiscus syriacus is the source of this 5615-nucleotide messenger RNA. RefSeq names its product brefeldin A-inhibited guanine nucleotide-exchange protein 5-like. The transcript has 34 exons. Lineage: Eukaryota; Viridiplantae; Streptophyta; Magnoliopsida; Malvales; Malvaceae. Gene Ontology annotation, biological process: regulation of ARF protein signal transduction. The record is from RefSeq and is a predicted model, not a curated record. Gene Ontology annotation, cellular component: trans-Golgi network. Gene Ontology annotation, molecular function: guanyl-nucleotide exchange factor activity. The coding region runs from base 252 to 5519 and encodes 1755 amino acids.
UUAGUCCUAACCCCAAUUCCAAUCAAAAUCUGGGAUUGUCCGGGUUCAUCGCAAAAGCCCAGUAAACGCAGCAUAUACUCAUUUUCCUGCAAAAAAUUCAAUUCAAGAAAUCUGUUUAUUUCUUUUCAGAUCUUCAUGGGUCAUCACUACGAUUUCUUCUCACUCGGAGCAAAUUACAAUAAACGGUGGUGAGACAGCGAAGGAAACUUCGAAACUGUCGCAUUAAAAUCGUUGUAGAAGAGAAUAAUAAAAUGGCGGCUGGUGGAUUUGUGAGCCGAGCAUUCGAGUCGAUGCUCAAAGAAUGUUCCGCCAAAAAGCAUCCUGAUCUUUACAAGGCUAUUCAAACUUAUUUAGAUAGUCCGAAACAAAGGAAUCGACCUUCUUCAUCCACUGAGCCAAAUCAGGCGUCGCCUGGAGAUGGAAGUUCCAUUGGGUCACAACGUGUUAGUGGAACCAUCACAACUGCCCUGGCUAGUGCAGGGUACACCUUAGAAGGGCCUGAGGUGGAGCUUGUCCUAAAUCCUCUUCAACUUGCAUUUGAGACAAAGAACUUAAAAAUUUUUGAACCAGCUCUGGAUUGUCUUCAUAAACUAAUUGCCUAUGAUCAUCUGGAGGGAGAUCUUGGUUUAGAUGGUGGUAAAACUGUUCCUCUGUUUACAGAUAUUCUGAAUAUGGUCUGCAAUUGUGUUGAUGAUUCUUCUCCUGACAGUACAAUACUGCAAGUGUUGAAGGUACUUCUUACUGCUGUAGCAUCCACGAAGUUCAGAGUCCACGGGGAACCUUUGCUUGGAAUUAUUAGAGUCUGCUACAAUAUUACUCUUCACAGCAAGAGCCCUAUAAACCAAGCAACAUCAAAGGCAAUGCUAACACAGAUGAUUAGCAUCCUAUUUAGGAGAAUGGAGACUGAUGUGGUCCCUACUUCAUCUGGUUCUUCACAUCAUACUGAAGCUGCUGCUUCAGAUAAUUCCACCUCAAAUGCAGAAGAAACUUCCUCAGGGGACCAAAAUGACAAUGGAACAACCUUAGGGGAUGCACUUAACUGGGUCAAGGAUGCCCCAUUUCCAUCUAUUGAGGAACUUCAAAAACUUGCUGGUGCUGCUGAUAUCAAGGGUUUAGAGGUUGUUCUUGACAAAAUUUUGAAUGUUGAGGAUGGUAAAAAGAUUAUGAGAGGGAUUGACCUCGAGAGCAUGAGUAUUGGUAAACGUGAUGCAUUACUAGUGUUCUAUACCCUUUGCAAGAUGAGCAAGAAGGAAGAUACUGAUGACACCAAGGCACAGAUUUUGUCUCUUGAGCUUCUGCAGGAUUUGUUGGGAGGGAUUAGCCAUUCAUCUAUAAAGGACUUUCAUUUCAUUGAUUCGGUGAAAGCAUAUCUUUUAUAUGCUUUGCUGCAGGCUUCAAUUUCACAAUCCCCUGUCAUUCAGUAUGCAACUGGGAUAUUUUCUGUGCUUUUGUUGCGGUUUCGAGAGAGUCUUAAAGGUGAAAUUGGUUUCUUUUUUCCCUUGAUUGUUUUGCGGUCAUUGGAUGGUGCAGAUUUCCCCAUUAACCAAAAAACUAGUGUUCUCAGGAUGCUUGAGAAAGUUUGCAAAAAUCCUCAGCUGCUUGUUGAUGUUUAUGUGAAUUAUGAUUGUGAUCCUGAUGCACCUAACUUGUUCCAACGCAUGGUUACAGCUCUGUCUAAAAUAGCUCAAGGGGCACAAAAUGCUGACUCAAACACUACUGCUGUCAACCAGACAACAUCUAUUAAGGGUUCCUCACUUCAGUGCCUUGUCAACAUACUACAAUCACUGGUUGAUUGGGAGAAAUCUAAAAGACAACUAGAAAGGAAUAAGGGAGGCGGCCAGUUUACUGAAGAAGAUUUGUCACGAGGAUCGGAAGAUGCUAGUGGUAACUUUGAGAAGGCAGAAGCUCAUGAAUCUACCAUGGCAGCUGCCAUCUCUGAGUUCAACAGGCAACCGGUGAAGGGUAUUGAGAAUCUGAUAUCAAAUAAAUUGGUGGAAAAUUCUCCUGCCUCAGUUGCCCGAUUGCUGAGAAAUACUCCCAGUCUGGACAAGGCAAUGAUCGGUGAUUAUCUAGGUCAACAGGAGGAGUUUUCCAUUGCUGUCAUGCAUGCUUAUGUAGAUUCAAUUACCUUUUCAGGAAUAAAGUUUGAUACUGCAAUACGUGAAUUUCUUAAAGGAUUCUAUCUUCCUGCGGAGGCUCAAAAGAUUGAUCGAAUCAUGGAAAAGUUUGCAGAAAGGUAUUGUGCUGAUAAUCCAGGUCUUUUCAAGAAUGCAGGCACCGCAUAUGUUCUCGCGUAUGCAGUUAUUAUGUUGAAUACUGAUGCUCAUAACCCAAUGGUCUGGCCUAAAAUGUCAAAGUCAGAUUUUACUCGUAUGAAUACCACGUAUGACCCAGAAGUGUGUGCCCCUGCUGAACUUCUGGAAGAGAUAUAUGAUUCUAUUGUUAAAGAGGAGGUAAAAAUGAAAGAUGCUGCUGCUGGCAUUGGGAAAGAUGACAAGCAAAAGCCAGAGGAUGAAGAGAGAGGCCACCUUGUUAGUAUCCUCAAACUGUCUCUCCCUAAAACAAAGGCAUCAAGUGAUGCUAAGUCCAAAAGUGAAGCAAUAAUUAAGCAGACGCAGGCUAUUAUCUGGAACCAAGGAGCAAGCAGAGGGGUUUUUUACACUGCACAAGAGAUUGAACUUGUGAGCCCCAUGGUUGAAGCUGUAGGAUGGCCGUUGUUGGCUACCUUCUCUGUUACAAUGGAGAAAAGUGAAGACAAGUCAAUGGUUGUUCUUUGUAUGGAAGGAUUUAGAGCUGGGGUACAUCUCACAUAUGCCCUUGGAAUGGAUACCAUGCGCUUUGCCUUCGUAACAUCUCUGAUCAGGUUCACUUUCUUGCAUUCGCCAAAGGAAAUGCGUAUUAAAAAUGUGGAAGCAUUGCGGACUCUAUUGGAAUUAUGUGAUGUAGAACCAGACUGUCUUCAAGACACAUGGAAUGCUGUUCUUGAAUGCGUUUCUCGGCUUGAAUAUAUUACAACAACCCCCGCUGUUGCUGCAACUGUCAUGCAUGGACUAAAUCAGGUCGCCAAGGAGGCUGUUGUGCAGGCACUGAAAGAACAGGCUGGGAAACCAGCUGAACAGGUUUUUUUGAGUAGUGAAAAAUUGCCUAGUGAUUCUGUUGUGGAGUUCUUCACUGCUCUAUGUGGUGUAUCAGCAGAAGAACUAAAACAAGUUCCAGCUCGUGUUUUCAGCUUGCAAAGGGCUGUUGAGAUCAGUUAUUACAAUAUUGCUCGUAUACGAUUGGUCUGGGCUAGAAUAUGGACUGUACUCGCAAAUCAUUUUAUUUCUGCUGGCAGCCAUGCUGAUGAGAAGGUUGCUGUAUAUGCCAUAGAUUCUUUGAGGCAGCUUGGUAUGAAGUAUUUGGAGCACACUGAACUGACCAAUUUUACUUUCCAAAAUGAUAUCCUUAAGCCUUUUGUUGUACUUAUGCGGAAUAGUCAAAGUGAAACCACAAGGAGCCUUAUUGUGGACUGCAUUGUUCAACUGAUAAAAUCAAAAGUUGCUAGCAUAAAGUCCGGAUGGCAAAGUAUUUUUAUGAUUUUCACUGCAGCUGCAGAUGAUGGUUUUGAAUCAAUUAUUGAGAAGGCAUUUGAGAAUGUUGAACAGAUUAUACUGGAACAGUUUGAUCAAGUUGUUGGAGAUUGUUUUAUGGACUGCAUCAACUGUCUUAUUAGGUUUGCCAACAAUAAAACUUCCCACGACAUAAGUUUGAAGGCUGUUGCCCUUCUCCGUAUAUGUGAAAAUCGUCUUGCAGAGGGGCAUAUUCCUGGUGGGGCUCGUAAACUGACUGAUGUUAAUACUGGUGCAGCAUUUGAUGUAGCUGAGUAUUAUUGGUUCCCAAUGCUGGCUGGUUUAUCCGAUUUAACAUCAGAUUCAAGACCAGAGGUUAGGAGUUGUGCGCUUGAAGUUUUGUUUGAUUUGGUUAAUGAAAGAGGUAGGAAGUUCUCAACUCCAUUUUGGGAAAGCAUUUUCCAUCGUGCCUUGUUUCCCAUAUUUGAUCAUGUGAGACAUGCUGGAAAGGAGAACUUAGUUUCCUCUGGAGAUGAGUGGCUUCGUGAAAAUAGCAUUCACUCACUUCAGUUGCUGUGCAACCUUUUCAACACUUUUUACAAGGAGGUUGGCUUUAUGCUGUCGCCACUCUUGAGUUUGCUGUUGGAAUGUGCUAAAAAGACAGAUCAGACUGUGGUUUCAAUUUCUCUUGGUGCGUUGGUGCAUCUCAUAGAGGUUGGCGGACACCAGUUCAGUGAGAGUGACUGGGAUAUGUUGUUGAAGAGCAUAAGAGAUGCAUCAUACACAACACAACCACUUGAACUACUCAAUGCGUCAGGGCUAGAGAAUCCAAUGAACACCUCAAUUUUACCAGGACAUUUAAAGGCUCAUACAGGUGGUGAGGUCCAGCAGUUUGAUUCUACUGAUAAUGGGAACAUUUCACAGUUUGCAUCCUCAAGUUCUGGCAUUGGUAGAAGCAAAAGGGGUACUAUUGCAUCGCUUUCACAAGAUCACAAUCAAGAAUCUGAGUUACAAUCUAACCCAGAUGGAUCUGAAGGUAUUCCCUCACCAUUAUAUAAAGCUCAGAAAUCUGCUGAAGCUGCGAGUCUCCAACGAAGUCAAACGAUAGGUCAAAGAAUCAUGGGGAAUAUGAUGGAUAACCUAUUUCUUAGAAGUCGUUCUGCAAAAUCAAAGAGUGGUACAUCAGAUAUUCCAGUUCCUUCUUCACCACUAAAGCCUCCUGAGGCUGUUGAACCUGAAGCCAAGGAUGAGGAGGAAAGCCCGCUUAUGGAAAAUGUUAGGGGCAAGUGCAUUACUCAGUUAAUGAUUCUAGGUGCUAUCGAUGGCAUUCAGAAAAAGUACUGGGAGAAUUUGAAAGCACCUCAGAAGAUUGCCAUAAUGGACGUUUUGUUAUCCUUGGUAGAGUUUGCUGCAUCAUAUAAUUCAUAUUCUAACCUGAGAACACGUAUGCAACACAUUCCUGCAGAAAGGCCCCCUCUAAAUCUUCUUCGCCAGGAAUUGGCAGGAACAUGCAUUUAUUUGGAUGUCUUGCGCAAAACAACUUCGGGAUUUACUGACAAUAUUGGGCAACAUAUAGAACCCAAUAGUUCCCAGGAUAGUGAUAUAUCUUCAGACAACAAUGGUUCAAGAUUGGCUGAACAGUCUUAUGCGGAAACAAAAUUAGAAGUAAUAGCAGAAGAGAAGCUGGUCUCUUUCUGUGCGCAGGUACUCAGGGACACAUCUGACCUCCAGUCUAAGAUAGGGGAAACUAGUUCGGUGGAUAUUCAUCGUGUUCUGGAGUUGCAGUCUCCAAUUAUUGUUAAGGUGCUUAACGGCAUGUGCUUCAUGGACAAUAAGAUUUUCAGGAAUAACCUUGGGGUGUUCUAUCCUUUGCUUACAAAACUUAUUUGCUGUGACCAGAUGGAUGUUCGUGGAGCACUUGGUGAUCUUUUUAGGGUGCAGUUGAAAGCCCUCCUACCUGAAGAGUUUUAACAAAGUAUUUUGUUAGGAAACUUUUGCGGAAUGAUUUUCAGCGUUGCUGCACAUUCCAUAGGAACAUAGGCAUGAAUUAUUGUUGGGGUAAGAAAA